Molecule: messenger RNA, 2380 nt
Organism: Bradysia coprophila
Lineage: Eukaryota; Metazoa; Arthropoda; Insecta; Diptera; Sciaridae
Biological process (GO): carbohydrate metabolic process
Source: RefSeq, a predicted model, not a curated record
AGUAAUAAAACGAAUACCAAUCUAUACAAAUGUAAUUUAUAUAUCGAAAAGAUGAGUGGUACUCUUAGAUUCUAGAUUCGGAUUAUCAUUAUCGUGUAACGGUGAUAUUACAAAACGAAAUACUGACUAAAAAACGUAAUUAGUUGAAUUUCGAGUCUUAAUGUAGCUGCAUGAUCACAACAAAUACAAAAUGAAAAUAAUUUUGACUGUUUGGAUAGUAUGCAGUUUUGUAGCAGGAAUUUCAUCGGCCAUACCACAAUAUGCAAGUACAAUUAGAUCCCCGUCCUAUCCGCUAGCCGUACGCACACCAUACGCAUCAAUAUGGAUGCCUUAUAAUAAAUUACCUGGACAGUGGCCUUCAUUCUGGACUGGUCAAGCGAAGGGAUGGCUGGGUCUUAUUCGAGUGGAUGGUAAAGCAUACGAAUGGAUGGGUGCAAUAUCUGUUCAAGGUGGAACUCCAGUACGAGAUCAGGCGGAACAAACCUCAGUAACAACAACACCAACACAAACAAUAUUCAGCUUAACUGCAGGUGGAGUUAAUCUCACAGUGACAUUCUUAUCUCCAGUGGAGUACGAAGAUGUGAAGCGUCAAUCAAUUCCACUUUCAUACGUAUUUGUCGGAGUCAAGUCAAACGACGGAGCGAGUCACAGCGUUCAGCUGUAUUGUGACAUCACCGGUGAAUGGGCAGCAGGUGAUCUAAGUCAAACAGUCGAAUGGGCUCUUAAUACUGUAUCGACGGUUAAGGUGUGGUCCACCGAAUUACAAACACAGUAUAAAUUUGGUGAAUACAACGAUCACGCUCAAUGGGGUCAGGCUGUGUUUGCUACUUCAAAUGAUGCGACACAUCGCUCCGGGUCAGAUAAAGAUGUCAGACGAUCUUUCGUUGAAAAUGGAUGGUUAGACAAUUCACAUGAUGAUUCGUACCGUUGUGCCAGUUGCGACUGGCCAACAUUCGCUUUUGCACAUGCUUUAGGGGAAAUAGGUGAUACGGAAAAGGUGGUUCAAUACGUAGUAGGAUACAUUCGAGAAGAUUUAAUUAAUCUUAAGGGUACCGCUCAAAAGGCCUUGUGGACCCAUUACUUUACAAAUGCGGCUGCGAUGAUUUCUUUCUUUUACGACGACGUGACCAAUUCAAGAUCAACAGCGGAUGCACUGGAUACUAGGAUUCUCAAUGAUGCUUACAGGGCUGAGGGUCAGGCUUACGCUGAUGUGCUCUCAUUUUCAUUGAGACAAGCGUAUGGUGCCACCGAAUUCGGUGGGACUCCCUCAUCUCCCUUAUUAUACCUGAAGGAAAUUUCUAGUAACGGAAAUAUGCAGACUGUUGAUGUUAUGUAUCCAGCCAUACCACUUUUCUAUUAUUUGAAUGUUGAUUAUCUGAAAUAUCUUUUGGAACCACUGUUUUACGAAAUGGAAGGUGGAUUUUGGCCACGGGAAUUUUCUAUUCAUGACCUUGGAACUCAUUAUCCUAAUGCUACAGGACAUGAGGAUGGAAUAGAAGAAGAUAUGCCCGUCGAAGAAUCAGCAAACAUGAUUCUAAUGGUAGGCAACAUUGCGUUCAAUCCGAAAGCGAAACUAGACGAGAUCAAAGCUUACGUUACAUCACACUACGAGAUUUUAAGCAGUUGGGCAAACUACCUACAUAAUCACUGUUUAUACCCAAUUGAUCAAUUAACAACCGACGAUUUCAUUGGUGAAACUGAACUGAACUCGGGAUUAGCACUGAAAGGAAUUCUUGCGAUAAAAACUUUUGCAAAACUCGCCUCGCUUAUUGGAGAUGAAGAUGCAUCCUCCAAAUAUACUGAGAUCGCCGAUGAGUUUAUUUUGACUUGGAUCAGUGAGUCUAUGCAUGCAGACGGAACUCAUUUGAAAAUGGAGUAUCAUGUGGACAAUGGCUAUCAGCUUAAAUACAAUGCAUUUCAAGAUAAACUCCUUGCAUUGGAAAUGGUUCCGGAGACGAUUUAUAAAUUGGAAGCUGACUAUUAUCUAACUAAAGAGGAAGCGUAUGGGAUUCCUUUCGUAAGCACUCGGGAUUUUACGAAAAGUGAUUGGGAGAUGUGGACUGCAGCUGCUUUCGGUCAUUCAAACGAAACUCUACGAACUAAUCUCGUUGAAGAUUUGUCAAAGUUCUUGAAAUUUACACCAUUUAGAGAACCAUUUUCAGAUUGGUAUGUCACAGCCACAUCUCUUCACAUCGGAUUUAGAGCUCGACCAGUUGUCGGCGGUCAUUUUGCAAUUUUGGCGCUUAAUGAUACCAUCACUACACCUGAUAAAUCUGCAUCUGUUAUUAUUGGAUAUUCUUUCAUUCAACUAGUAGCAAGCAAUAGUAUACUGUUGCUAUUUGCUUACGUAAAUAAAAUAAUGUUUAAUUUUUGAAAUAAA